AUGUCAUUUUUUGGCUUUGACACCAGUGGCCGCGGCCACAACACCGCGGCACCGGGCUUCUCCCAGGCCCACGAUCCCUUUGCUGGCCUCUCCGGCCGCGACGACAUCGGCGACGACGCCCUCGAGUUUGAAGAUACUUACGAUGGCCUCGGCGACCAGCUCGACGAAACCGACGACGUCUUCAACGACGAUACUUUUGGCGGCGACACCGGCCCCACUGCCAAGGUUGGAAAGGACUUUGACUUCUUUGGCCAGACGGCCAAGGUCGCCGACGCCAUCGAGGAGGAACAUGUUCGCUACAAUCGUCAGCAGCCCGUCGCCAGGUCCAACGUCCAGCAGGCCCAGCCCGCCAUGCAGACGUCGUCCUACUAUGGCCAGCUGCAGACCCAGCGGCCGGUCCGAUCUGGCUACGAAAAGUAUCGCGACAACGAGCCGAUGCCCGACCUACACGUCGACCAGAGCAUCUGGGGAAUUGGCCCUUCCAAGGCCGCUGCGCAGCCCGCCGCGCAGCCCGCCCCUCAGCCCUCGGUUGGGAGGAAGAUCAUGAGCCUGGAGGAAGUCGAAGCUGCCAUGCGCGCCCAAGCUAAGCCCGCCCAGCCGCAGCCGUCGUUUACCGAACCCUCCUCGUACCCGCCUGUCGCCGCCGGAUACCCUGCUCCGCAGCAGCAGUUCCAGCAGCAGCAACACGCCCAGCCUCAUCCGGGCCACGGACAUCCCGUCACCAUCCUGCAGCGGCCACAGAACCAGCAUGCCAAGCCGCCGACGAGCUCGGAGAAGCUGCCCACGCCGCAGCCACAGCACGCCCAACGUCAGCAAGCUCCCACCCAGCCUAUGCAGAUCCUCCAGAACCCGAACCGCAUGUCUGGCGACGCCGCUCGCAUGGGAGUCCAUGGGCACCACCCCAGUCGCUCCCAGGGCUCGCUGCAGGGAAUCCAGCAAGCCCUUCACUCGCACCCGCAGCUGAUGCAGAUGUCGGAGGACGAGAAGGCUGCCUUCCUGGACCAAGAGACGAAGCGGGCCAAGCGCAACCACAAGAUCUGGCUGCUGUCCAAGGACAACGGGCUGAUGACUCCCCAGGACAAGAACUUUAUCACGCGCAUCCAGCUUCAGCAGCUCGUGUCUGCCACGGGCAACGUCGAGCAGGGAGGCGAUGCCCUCUCCGAAGACUUCUACUACCAGGUCUACAGCCACAUUCGUGCUGGUCAGCGCCAGAACCCCAGUCAGCCUCUCAGCAACUUUGCCCAGACGUACCUCUUCCAGACGGGCAGCCGCCAUGGCAUGCGGAGACACGGACGCCCCGCCGAGAACCACAUCCAGCGCAUGGAGCAGCAGGUCCAGCGCGCUGUGGAGGCGGCCAAGAACAAGCCCAAGAACCCGCAGCUUGUCAUCGCGGGCAGCCUGGGCAAGAUCUCCUUCAGCAACGCCAAGACGCCAAAGCCGCUCCUCAACAUCAAGCGGACCGAGAGCGAGUCGACCCGACCCGGCAACGGCAAGAAGUCGCCUACGCAGAGCGGUCUCGACCGCAAGAGCAUUCUCCGCAACGUCGAGAAGGUCUACGAGACUCUCAUGAAGAUUGAGGAUCACGUACGCCUGCUGCCGCCCCCGCUCACCGGCCAGCCUGACGCCGAGCUGGAGGAGAAACAUAAGGAGUGGAGUGCCAUCCUCGACGCCUACAACGCCAAGCUGUGGAAUGAGCUCAAGGUCCACGAGCCCAUCGGCGCGACUGUCCCGCACCCCUUUAUCGCCUUCCUUUCUUGCGCCAAGGGCAAGAAGGCCAUCCCUCGCAUCUUCCCGCACCUCAGCUUCGAGCAGCGGACCACCAUCUUGACAAUGAUUGUCUACCAUCUCGACCAGUUGGACGUUGUCGACGGGGCGGCCGUCGACAACGGAGAGCAUCUCAACUCGCGGAUGCGCGAGAAUAUUGAGCUGUUCAUCUCUACCGUCAUGCCGUCGUUGAUGCAGUACUUCAACGAUACCGGACUGGAUAUUGUGGAUGGGCUCUUGAACCUACUCGCCACCAAGCUGAACAUUGACUUGAUCGCCCGGACCAGGAUUGGAGUAUCCAUGCUCACCUUGAUUUUGAGCCGCGCCGUGCUGCUGAAGCAGACGGGCGCGGGUAGUCCCGAGCAGUGGGAGAAGUGGGAUCAAACAUUCGAGAUCCUGUUCAGCAAGCUCGAGCCUUCGCUGCCGUACAUGUUCCCCGGCAGCGUCAACGCCGGCGUCGACGUGUACGUGUGGCAGCUUCUGGCCGCAAUGGGCGUCACGGCGACGCACGACCAACAGACGCGGCUGGUGCUGGCCGUCAAAGACCGCGUUCUCGACACCGUGGCGCUAUCCAAGACCCUCCCGCCCGCCAUGGCAGCAGAGCGACUCGGCAGCGUCAACCUGUUUAUGCGCUCCAUCGGUCUGGAUGUCGAGCUUCUCCAGUAG
This is a messenger RNA of Purpureocillium lilacinum, 2430 nucleotides long. RefSeq lists its product as uncharacterized. Gene Ontology annotation, molecular function: RNA binding. Gene Ontology annotation, cellular component: P-body. Lineage: Eukaryota; Fungi; Ascomycota; Sordariomycetes; Hypocreales; Ophiocordycipitaceae. Gene Ontology annotation, biological process: P-body assembly; deadenylation-dependent decapping of nuclear-transcribed mRNA. The record is from RefSeq and is a predicted model, not a curated record.